Molecule: messenger RNA, 1650 nt
Organism: Rotaria sordida
Lineage: Eukaryota; Metazoa; Rotifera; Eurotatoria; Philodinida; Philodinidae
Source: the annotation of a GenBank genome assembly
AUGACCGAAUACGAUCAACAACAUAGUCAACGUGGAUAUCAACAAUAUGAUCAACGUGCGUAUCAACAAUACGAUCAACGUGAUCAUCAACAAUAUGAUCAACGUGAUCAUCAACAAUAUGAUCAACGUGGUUAUCAACAAUAUGAUCAACAACAACCACAACAACGUCCAACAAUACUUGAACGUGGUCGAGCUAUACGAUUAAUGAGAAAUGGAGAUUCAUUUUUUCCUGGUCGAAAUUUUGUUAUUAACCAAAAAAGAUAUCCAAUGUUCGACGUAUUCUUAGAUGAUGCAUCACGAACAUUACGUGCUAAUUUUGGAGCUGUUAGAUGUAUUUAUACACCAAAACAUGGUACACGAUUACAAGAUAUAUCUGAUUUUGAAGAUCAUCGAACAUAUGUAGCAGCUGGUGGAGAAAAAUUUAAAAAGCUUCAUUAUCUUGAUAUUGCAGAAGGUAAACGUGUUGCAACUAAAGGACAAACAUCACCUAAAAUUCAACUUCCACCUGUUCGACGUAUAGAUGUUGAAGGACGAGCAUUAAAAUUAUCUCGAUCAGAAAAUGUUAUAAUCUAUGUAUAUCGAAAUGGUGAUCCAUUAACAUUACCAGCUAAAGUUCUCUUAGUAAAACCAACAUUACCAAAUUGGGAAUCAGUACUCGAUGAAAUUACAAAAAAAGUAUCACUUACAAAUACUGCAGUAUUAAAAAUAUAUGCAAUGAAUGGAGAAUUAAUAACAUCAUCACGACAACUUGAAUAUAAUGGAAUGUAUGUUGCAGCUGGUAAAGAACGUUUUAAACGUGUUGAAUAUCCUGAUCCACAAUUACUUAGUCCAAAUUCUUCACCAAAAAUAUCAAGAAAAUCUGUUUAUCCUCGAAUAAGAUUACCUCCACGACAAAGGAGGACUAAUGAUUCUAGUGUUCAUCAUAAUCAUCAACCAGCAUCCUCUCUUACACAACACAGAUAUACAAAAUCCGAUGGAACAAAUACAAAUACAAAUACAACUACAGCUAAUUCUUAUGGAAGUACAGAAAAUACUGUACAACGGCGUCCUGCUCGAGAAGAAUAUGAUUUUUUUAAUAAUAAAUCACAACAACAUCGACGUGGUCCAACUAAAGAGACCGAUCUUGAUCGAGAUGACGGUGGUAUUUAUAAAGGUCGAUUAACUAAUCGAGAACGUGCACGUGAAGUUGAUGAAACACGAGAUACAAAAGUUGAUUUACCAGUUGAUUAUAGACAAGCUGAAACUGUUGAAGAAGAAAGUUUAUAUGGAAAUGUUCGAAAGAAUCCUGAUCGUCAUCAUCAGUUACCACCCAAUCAACCAUUUCCUGAUUCUCGACAACAACCAAUUAAAAAUCAACCAAAAAAUUAUAAUCAUGAUGAUGAUGAUGAUAAUAAUCGAUAUUCAUAUACUAAUAAUCGAAGUAAUGGUUACAAUAAUGAUUAUCAUUAUCGUAGUCAAACACCAAUUGAUGAUGAUCAAAUUGAACAACAAUUACCUCAUUCAUCAUAUCAAAAACCACUUAAAUCACCAAGUACACAGACUCAAUAUGAUCGAGAACAACAUCAAAUGCAUGACACAGAAAGCAAAAUAGAUUCAUAUCAUCAAUCAUCGAAAGUAACCAAGCGUGAAUAUGAUGAUGACAAUGCUUAA